AUGGGCAAAGAAAAUUCUAAGGUUGAUUCUCCGUUAGAUCCAGUUUUUUCCCGGACAAAAGGGGAGCAGAGUUCCUCCUUGGCUGUAGAAAAUGUCAAGUUCACAACGGUUACUUCCCCGGAGGUAAACUUAGUAGACGAAGACUCAAAGGAGACAGAACUUGAACAUCAAACAGACAGUAUUGAUUCCAAAGAAAAGAAUUUAACACUGCAUUAUACAGGUCACUUUCGCGAAGAUCCCUUCGGCUUUAUGAUGCAAAUGGGUGCAUUCUAUCAAGGAACGGGGUGGAGAAGCUAUAAAAACUAUAUCGGCAGUAGGAUAUUUUAUGAGGGAUACACGGAAGAAGUUAAAGAACGUGUAUUAAAUAGCGAACGCGUUCUCUACAUGAUCGCUUACCUGGCCGAAAAACAGGCUAACAUCCUCGCUCAAACAAUACCAAAUGCUACACCGAAACUUAUUGCCAAAAGAAAAAAAAAAUUCGAAAAAGAACUACAAACAGUGGCCAAUACGAUGGUGGAGAAGUUGGUUACUAACUUCGAUAAUCUAAGAUUUAUGAGAGUCAUCACUUAUUUUACGAAUAACAUACUAGUAAGGAUGUAUCACCAAGGAAUUAAUAUUUGCGAAAGAGAUUUUAUGGAGCUUCGUCGUGUGGCUAUUAAAGCAGCUCAGAAUUCACAGUCCCUUAUCAUUGUUCCAUGUCAUAAAUCACACAUAGACUAUUUAGUUGUGUCAUACAUCUUUUUCCGUUUGGGCUUGGCACUUCCACACAUAGCUGCGGGAGAAAAUCUUGAUUUACCAAUUGUUGGUGGAGUUUUAAGACGUGGUGGUGCCUUUUUCAUUCGACGCUCGUGGGGAGAGGAUCAAUUAUACAAUAGUAUCGCGAAGGAAUACAUAGAAGGGUUAUUAGAACGUGGUCACAACAUCGAAUUUUUCAUAGAAGGAACUAGAAGCCGUACAGGGAAAGCUCUGCCCCCAAAAUUGGGACUCAUGAAAAUUAUAGUGGAUUGUAUAUUGUCUGGAAGAGCCAAAGAUUGUUGGAUAGUUCCAGUUUCUAUUCAGUACGACAAGGUGAUCGAAACCGAGUCUUACGUUAACGAAUUAUUGGGUAAUCCAAAGGAACGAGAAAGUCUUUGGGGGUUAGUUAAUAACACCAGAUUAUUACAACUGAAAAUGGGACGGAUUGAUG
Molecule: messenger RNA, 1186 nt
Organism: Acaulospora morrowiae
Lineage: Eukaryota; Fungi; Glomeromycota; Glomeromycetes; Diversisporales; Acaulosporaceae
Source: the annotation of a GenBank genome assembly